CAUAGGCUUCCCAUAAGCGCGGGAGCUGAAGCAAAAAGAGAUCGACUACUCCUCUACGGGCCCCUUCGUUGUCUUUCUCGAGCAUCCCUUUCCUCGACCCCAACGGCCAUCAAAAAGUCACUGACGACGACCAAGAAUCAUGAAGCUUGCCUCACUUCUUCUGUGGACGGCCGCUGCUGUCACGGCUCUGCCAGAGAAACAUGAACAUAAGCCCGCCAAAUGCACCAAACCGGAAAAGAGACGCUCUUGGCACAACAUUACCGACGCCGAGAGGAAGGCUUAUACGUCGGCCGCCCGCUGCCUCCUGACCUCUCCUCAGAAACUCAACCGACUCCCUGGUGCCAAGACUCGGUGGGAUGAACUGGUUUCUCUUCACCAAAUCCAUGCCCUGCAGAUCCAUACCACAGGCCAAUUUCUGCCCUACCACAGGUAUUACCUGAAGACUUUGGAGGUCUUGCUCCGGGAGUGCGGAUUCAUGGGCGUGAUGCCUUACUGGGACGAAACCCGUGAUGCCGGCAACUUUUCGGCCAGUGUCAUCUUCGACCCCGUUACCGGGUUCGGCAGCGGUGGCGAUGCGAUUGGGGGCUGCGUGCCCAAUGGCCCGUUUUACAACCUCACGGUGAACAUCGGACCGGGGUUCGAGUCCAAGCCUCGAUGUGUCAACCGUAAGAUCACGGACAUGUUCAGCGCGCAAACUGGUAAGACGUACGUCGCGGCUGCGCUCAACCACACCGACUAUGCCGGCGCCCUCGACGGCAUUUACUCCGGACCCCAUCUUCUUGGUCAUAUGGCUCUGGCAAUGAUGGACGGGAACUCCAUCACCUCAUCCGGCGACCCGUUGUUUUUCAUGCACCACGGCUUCGUGGACAAGAUGUGGGCGGACUGGCAGGCGAAGGAUCGCAAGAAGCGUUUCAAGGAUAUCUCUGGGCUCAACGCCCAGGACCCGGCCGUCGGCUUCUCAGAGUUCCCAGGAGGCAUGGAGGAGGAAUCUGCAAUGUGGGGGCAUCCCAGCGCCGUCAUCUUAGCCGUCACGCCCGAUCCUCAGUUCGGUGACAAUGGCCCGAACAUCACCUUGAACCACAUCAUGUCUUCCUUGGGCAUCAUUCCCAACGCGACCGUGGCGGACGUGAUGGACACGACGGGAGGCUACCUCUGUUAUGAGUAUGUCUGAAAGUUUGAGUGUGCUUAGGGGUCAAUAAGUAAGGUAGCCUGGUGCGCAUUAUAGGGACAUCAGCACUCGUCGUUAGCGAUCUGUGCAGUCCCGUUCUGCAACUUUGAUCAGUAGCCAAGACCGUCGUGCUAGAUCCAGCAAUGUGUGAGGUACGAAAACGAUAUGGGC
Parathielavia appendiculata is the source of this 1339-nucleotide messenger RNA. Its product is annotated as Di-copper centre-containing protein. The record is from RefSeq and is a predicted model, not a curated record. The transcript is spliced from 4 exons. Lineage: Eukaryota; Fungi; Ascomycota; Sordariomycetes; Sordariales; Chaetomiaceae. The coding region runs from base 140 to 1171 and encodes 343 amino acids. Gene Ontology annotation, molecular function: oxidoreductase activity.